This is a messenger RNA of Danio rerio (zebrafish), 1916 nucleotides long. NCBI's taxonomy places the organism in Eukaryota, Metazoa, Chordata, Actinopteri, Cypriniformes, Danionidae. The record is from RefSeq and is a predicted model, not a curated record.
CUGACAUUUUCACUCUUCCAGCCUCUGUAAAGCCAGCUCUCUCUUUUUGGCUCGGCUGGCUGGACCCAUCUAUCUUCGGCGAUGACUCUGCAUUCUGGAUGGUGACUCGCUUGCGGCCCACUGAGCUUUGAAAGGUGCUGAUCACAGAUUAUCAAGAGGAAUUCUGAUAAAGGCAUUUCAGACUUUCGUCGUCGUUUUUUUAAAACCUGGAUUUAUUAAUAUUAUGUGAUAAUAAACAAAUCAGACAAAUGAUAAUUCAUAAUAUUACAGUCAAACAUGGCUGAGUUUUGUUUAAUCAUUUUACUAAUAUGAAAUAUCUUGACAUUUUACACCGGUUUAGUUUACUUUUAUUUUAAGGCUUUGUGUAUUAUAUAUUUUUAACAUUCCUCAUCACAAUGCACACUUCUGUUCCACCGUCCCCCAUGAGACCAGCCGUGGCCCCAUCAGUGCAGUUGGGGGUCACGGUUCUCUACACCUGUCUUUAUGGGGGCUUAUUUCUAAUCGUAUACAUUCAGCUUUGGCUGCUUUUACUCUUUCGACAUAAACGCUGGAGCUACCAGAGUAUAUUUCUUUUUCUUUGCCUGUUCUGGGCUGCGCUUCGCACAACACUCUUUUCGUUUUAUUUCCACGAUGCCCUUGCUGCCAACCAUCUGCCCACUCCGCUCUACUGGCUCCUUUAUUGCUUCCCAGUUUGUUUGCAGUUUUUCACCCUGAGUCUCUUCAACCUUUACUUCACUCAGGAGCUGUUCAAAGUUAGAAGUGUAUUCAACAUAGAUCCCAGCAAAGGACUACGGACGGCUCGGUGUGUGUAUGCAGCCAUGAGCGUCAUUUUCCUGUGUGUCAACAUAGUUUGCGCGAGCCUCGGACAACAUGACGGUUCUGGAAAAGCUGAUGAAAACACAUGGAGUCUGGUUCUGGUUCGGGUGCUGGUGAAUGAUCUGCUGUUUAUUCUGGAAGCUGUGUGUCUGGCCACAUCUCUGCUCCUGUUAACUCGAUCCUCACUACCGACUACCCCUUAUCUACACAGUAAGGAUUUCUGUCGGACUGCGGUUUUGGGAGCCGGUGUGAUCUUGCUCUUCUCUAGCAGGGCUUGUUACAAUCUUGCGGUGCUGUUUUUGUCGAACGAUCAUAAAAUCGAGGCCUUUGACUACGACUGGUACAACAUCUCUGAUCAGGCUGAUCUUCAGAGUGAGCUAGGAGACAGAGGAUACAUCAUCUUCGGAGUUGUUCUUUUCAUAUGGGAGCUGCUGCCUACCAGUCUACUUAUCCUCAUCUUCAGAGUUCGCCAGCCUCCGCAGGAGAAGAGCCGCAGUCCUGCCAUAUUAAGCUCAAGAGGCUCACGCUCAUAUUUCUUUGACGAUCCUCGUGGAAUGGAUGACAAUGAUGAUAUGGGAUCUCUCUGGACUCGCAGCAUCAAUCCUCACAGCAGCUGGUUUGGCUCGAGUGAGACGACUCCGCUCCUCUUCAACAGGACAGAUCAGAGCAGUCGACAUCACUCUCUAUACUCCACUCCACAGACCUGACCUGACCACGAUGCGCUGCGGCAGAGAUCCUCCUCUCAUCUUCUCAGGCAACAGUACAGCAUUACCUCUUCCGGCUUGAGCAGCUCAGUAGCGUUGUUUUGCACUAAUGUUAUUAUGCAUCAGAAGCGUCUGUACUUCUGAACUUGCACCUUGAUUUAAAAAGAUGACCACAGCUAGACUAGAAGCUGAUGAUGAUGUUGAUGAUGAUGAUAUAAGGGACCAGUUAUGAUUGUUACCAAAUGUAUCUUUUUAAUCAUUGAUGAAAGCUAUUCUCUAUGUUUUACUAAAGGAUGUCAUUUUUAAUGGUUCAUAUAUAGGAGCAGUAAUUUUGGGACAAAGCUUGUGCUCUGAUAUUUCGCAAUGUGUUUUUUAAAAUAAAGUAAUUUAAUCUUU